Oncorhynchus mykiss (rainbow trout) is the source of this 7362-nucleotide messenger RNA. Its product is annotated as rho GTPase-activating protein 39. Gene Ontology annotation, molecular function: GTPase activator activity; protein binding. Gene Ontology annotation, cellular component: cytoskeleton; cytoplasm. Lineage: Eukaryota; Metazoa; Chordata; Actinopteri; Salmoniformes; Salmonidae. The record is from RefSeq and is a predicted model, not a curated record. Gene Ontology annotation, biological process: signal transduction.
UAUACCGCUCAGUUAAAUACAGUCCGUUAGGGAUCAGAUUACAUAUAAACCAGGACCAUGGUGGAGUUUCGUGGAGGGGUGUGUGUGCUGUACUGACUUGCACACAGACAGGGCAGGGGUGAGGCAGUACUGUGCUCCAGUUACGUGGAAACGCACAUACAUAGCUUCAACUAGUGGGAAAUCUACUACAAUGCAACUCUUAUUCCAACUUUUUGCUCAUACAAUGUGAGGAAGAUGGCCGAGACAAGCUGUGACUGGGUGGAGAUCUUGGAGCCACGCUCGCACGAGCGCAUGUACGUGAACCUGGCCUCGGGGGAGUGUGGUUGGGAGCCCCCCCCAGGCGCCGCCGUGCGCCAGUCCGAUGGCAGCCAGUGGUGGGAGCUGUUUGACAGCCACAACAAACGCUUCUACUACUACAACAGUGCCAGUCAGCAGACGGUGUGGCACCGGCCCCAGGCCUGCGACAUCGUGCCCCUGGCCCAGCUACAGGCCAUGAAGAGGAGCUCUGAGACGGGUCUGAGGGGCCCCAUCAAGCCCCAGAGAGGGGGAGGAGGAGGGGAGGGCCGCCGCGCAGCCCUACCUAACCAGGCCUACCCUAUGCCCCCCGCCCAGGACCCUGACAGCAGCGGGAGGUCCACCCCCUCUAAGGGGCUCUGUGACAGCCUGGAGAACAGUAACGACACCCCCAGGGACCCAGGUCAAAGAUGGCAGCCAGCUCCGGGAUCGAAGGCAGCCAUGUUGGUGAAGGUGAACAGCAUUGGCAGGAACCAGUCCGUGGUGCCCACUAGCACCCAGCACCUCAACACUCUCAGCCCUGGGAGCCCUGCUGUGUACCAGGUCCACUCAGACAGACCCAGCCCCAGACCCAUAUCCAGCCCUGCAGGCAAGAUGGCUGCCCCUGUGGACCACAAGCAAGCCUUCCACCUGAAGAAGGGAGACAACGGUAACUUCGGCCUGGUGAUGCCCUGCACUGGCAGCCAGGUCUACCAGACUCCACAGAGGUGUCAGGCUGGCACCCCCCAGCCCUCCUCCCCCCAUUACGGUGCCACUCCGCCCAUCUAUGAUGAACCACCCAUGGAAACACCUAUCUAUGAUGAGCCCCCGAUGGAGGUGGAGGGGGCCGCCCUCCUGAAUAGGUCCUCCACCCCAACCACCAGCCUGCAGAGGGUUCGCCAACCCCAGACCCAGACCCACCACCAGACCCAGCAGCAACCCAAGCUGCUUCAAUACCCAGCCUCUCACCUGGCCUCCAAACACAAGAGGAAUCCCUCCGCCACAGAGUACAGCCCCGCUGGACGGGAGUGCAUCAAACACAUGGUCAACGUGGACCCUGCCACCUGCAAGCAGAGCCCCUUAUCCCAUCCUAUCCAGACAGAGCAGGCCCCUGCUCUAGACCCUGACCUGCCCCCCUCUCCAUCCCCAUGCCCAGUCGUGACCCAGCCCAGGCCCAAGGAGGUGAGCCUGGAGAAGAAGCAGUCGUGGCGUCUCCUGGAGACCAGCGUGAGGAAGAACAUGGACGUCCGGCACAGCCGGCAGAACAGUGUGGCGUCCCAGGAGUACCCAGCGCCGGCCGCCGUCACCCACCAGGACUCCGGCUACUCCACCGGGCCUUCGCCCAGCUUGAGGAGGAAGAACCGCCGGAGAGCCCUGGGAGGGGGGGCUGGGGGAACAGGGCAGGGCCGGCCAGGCUCAGUGGGCAGCAGUGGGGAGCUCAGUGCCCUGAAUGAGAAGCUGAUGGCAGAGAUGCGGGUGGUGGUGAGUCGCUCUAACACCCUGCGUGGCAGCAAGGCCAGCCUGGACACUGAGAUGUCUGACAGCUCUGUACCUCGGACCCGUUCCCCCCUGGGUUCCCCGAAGAAGUACAGGGGCCGCAGCGCCUCCCGAGAGGACAUCAGCGCCAGUAACCACUCUCUGUACCGGACCGGGAGCGGGAGUACCCAUGGCGACGUGCCCCUCUCGCCCCUGGCGUCGGAGGGCAUGGUGCGUCAGAAACGGACCUAUGAGAAGGUGGACACUCUGGAGAAGAGCAUCAUCAGCCAGAACAGCCUGUCCUCCUCGGAGCCCCACAUGUCCCUCUCACAGGCAGGAACACUGGACUCCAAGGCCCAGUCGGAGAUCUCGUCACAAGGCGGUGGUAAUGGACACAGGGGCACCCCUCAUGGAGUCAAAGUGACUGGAGACAGGAGGGGAGGUGGGGGAGGAGGAGGCGGCAGUGUGGGAUACCAGUACCCUUACACCACCCUCUGUAAACCUCCUCCAGACACCAACAUGGUGGACUGGGCCAGUAAGAACCUGAACCUGCACACGCAGGGCCUGUUCCGCCGCCGCGUCUCCAUCGCCAACAUGCUCUCCUGGAACAGAGGCUCCAUCAAGAAGCCCAUGCUGAUCACCAGCGACCGCACCGUCAAGAAGGAGGCCUGUGAGAUGUUCAAGCUGAUUCAGGGCUACAUGGGGGACCGUCCAGCCCGGCUGGAGCGCCGUCACACCGCCCUGCUGGUGAUCACUAAGUGCUGGGGAAUGCAGGCCCUGAGGGAUGAGCUGUACGUCCAGCUGGUCAGACAGACCACUGACAACCUGAGCCUGAGGAGCCUGGAGGCCGGCUGGGAAUUCAUGGCCAUCAGCCUGUCCUUCUUCUCCCCCUCGCCCAAGUUCAGAAGCUACCUUGAGGGGUACAUCCAGACACACCUGGAGCCCUCCAACGACAAGAAGAUCAUGCAGCACAUUAUGGAACAACACGACAUGAAGACCAAGAAGAAUUCAAAGUCCCGGAAGAAGAGGAAGCAGAACAACGAGGAAGAGGAAGAGGGCCUGCCAAUCAGCACUUAUGCCAAGUACUGCUACCGCAAGCUGCAGAAGGUCGCCGUCACUGGGGGCAAAAAGGGUCUAAGGAAGCCCACCCUGGAGGAGUUAGACCAGGGGAGGAAUGCCAUCGUGACCCCUUCCUUGUUCGGCAGUGCCCUGGAGGAGAUCAUGGAGCGCCAGAGCGAGCUGUUCCCGGAGCGCAGUCUCCCCUGGGUGCAGGUGCAGCUUUCUCAGUGCGUGCUAGCCCUGGGAGGGGCCCAGACAGAGGGAAUCUUCAGGGUGCCUGGGGAUAUUGACGAGGUGAAUGCGCUGAAGCUGCAGGUGGAUCAGUGGAAUAUUCCAGAAAACCUUGGGGACCCCAACGUCCCGGCGUCUCUGCUGAAGCUGUGGUACAGGGAGCUGGAGGAGCCAGUCAUCCCUCAGAGCUUCUAUCAGCAGUGCAUCAGUAACUAUGAGGAUCCUGAAGCGGCUAUCAGAGUGGUACAGUCUCUGCCUGAACUCAGCAGACUGGUGCUCUGCUACUUUAUACACUUCUUACAGGUGUUUGCUCAGCCCGUCAAUGUGAGUAAGACCAAGAUGGACGUGAAUAACCUGGCCAUGGUAAUGGCUCCCAACUGUCUCCGCUGCCAGUCAGAUGACCCACGCGUAAUCUUUGAGAACACGAGGAAGGAGAUGUCCUUCUUACGCAUGCUCAUUGUUCACCUGGACACCAGCUUCAUCAAGGGCCUCCUCUGAGGCAGCCAACUCUAUCCCUCUUCAUCAAGGGCCUCCUCUGAGGGAGCCAACUCUAUCCCUCUUCAUCAAGGGCCUCCUCUGAGGGAGCCAACUCUAUCCCUCUUCAUCAAGGGCCUCCUCUGAGGGAGCCAACUCUAUCCCUCUUUAUCAAGGGCAUCCUCUGAGGGAGCCAACUAUCCCUCUUUAUCAAGGGCCUCCUCUGAGGGAGCCAACUCUAUCCCUCUUUAUCAAGGGCCUCCUCUGAGGGAGCCAACUCUAUCCCUCUUCAUCAAGGGCCUCCUCUGAGGGAGCCAACUCUAUCCCUCUUUAUCAAAGGCCUCCUCUGAGGGAGCAAACUCUAUCCCUCUUUAUCAAGGGCCUCCUCUGAGGGAGCCAACUAUCCCUCUUUAUCAAAGGCCUCCUCUGAGGGAGCAAACUCUAUCCCUCUUUAUCAAGGGCCUCCUCUGAGGGAGCCAACUCUAUCCCUCUUUAUCAAAGGCCUCCUCUGAGGGAGCAAACUCUAUCCCUCUUUAUCAAGGGCCUCCUCUGAGGGAGCCAACUCUAUCCCUCUUUAUCAAGGGCCUCCUCUGAGGGAGCCAACUCUAUCCCUCUUUAUCAAGGGCCUCCUUUGAGGGAGCCAACUCUAUCCCUCUUUAUCAAGGGCCUCCUCUGAGGGAGCCAACGCUAUCCCUCUUUAUCAAGGGCCUCCUCUGAGGGGGUCAUCUCUAUCCCUCUUUAUCAAGGGCCUCCUCUUAGGGAGCCAACUCUAUCCCUCUUUAUCAAGGGCCUCCUCUGAGGGGGUCAUCUCUAUCCCUCUUUAUCAAGGGCCUCCUCUGAGGGGGUCAUCUCUUUAUCUGUCACCAUGCCCUGGAGAGCUGCACUUGUGCAUCAGCCCUCAACUAUAGCUGCUCUGUCUUUCUAUCAUACAACUCUACAACUGUCUACCACCUUAUUCACAACAAGCCCUCUGUUCCUUCACACUUCUCAUCAACCAUAUCACAUCUCAACCCUAGAUUCCCUCUGGUUCAUGAACACCACAGCCGGAGGAACACAGACAGUGGACUGCACAGACAGUGGACUGCACAGACAGUGGACUGCACAGACAGUGGACUGCACAGACAGGGGACUGCACAGACAGGGGACUGCACAGACAGUGGACUGCACAGACAGUGACCGGGUAUCUAGAUGGUUUUUCGUGCUCCGAAUCAUCUUCCCUUAUUGUUUGAGACUUUGGGACAAGCUCACAUGUGAUGGUAGUGGGAGACUGUUUAUCCGUUGGAAAGCAGGACAUACAGUACACGGUGUUCUUGGGCUCGUGUUAAUGUCUGGAGCAGAAUCAGUGGAAUGGUAUCCAACACACGGUUUCCAUGGUUUCCAGGUCUUUGAUGCCAUUCCAUUUGCUCCGUUCCAGCCAUUUAUUAUGAGCCGUCCUCCCCUCAACAGCCUCCUGUGCUACUGUUUCUGCUCCAAACACUGGACCGUGCUGGCGUGAGAUUCAGCAUGUGAAGAAGAGCAAUCGCAAUACGAGACAAUUAUGCACAAGAAGCAUGUGUGCAGGGAAAAGUCCAGAGACAAAUGUGUAAAUAUGAUGUUGUUUUUAUUGUGGGGGGGAAAUUGUUCCUGCUUUGAGUGCCACAUAUGUAUCUGACUGCCAUGGUAGUGAAUGAUGAUGAUGUCUCAUCACGUUUAGACAUGACGAAUUGAGGGGGAACCCACUACAGACAGAAUCUGUAUUAUUCCGUUCUCUUUUCCUUUAUCACAGUGUGUCUGCAAGCAACGAUUUCCUUCGCAUUUCAUUUGGAACGCUUUUUUGACUAAUUUUAAUAUGAAUUCUGUCUGUAUUGCCAGAGCUGCAGGAUGAGUUGAUAGUAAAGGUUUAGACUUCUCCACUGGCCGCGGAGACAGAUUCCCCCUCUGGGCAACAAAAAAUAUAUAUAUUUAUUUCUAAACAGUUUCUCUUAAAAUAAAAAUGGUUACCCAUCAGUUAGGCAGAGAUGUGUGUACAUGUGUGAGAGACAGAGUCUCGGAUUAAAAUGAGGAAAACACAUUUCUAUUCUCCUCAGUGGUGGAGGGGGGGGGGGGGGGGGCUAGGGAACAUUUGUGGAGCACUUUCUGCUGUUUUCCUCCAGACAAUUACAUUUGACUUAUUUUGGAGAGGGCCAAAAAUAUUUUUAUCCUCCCUUCAGUGGAACACAAUUAUACCUUUGAUGGAGCUUGCAAAAAUGCUAAAUUUAGCUAUUAGCAGGUCAGGGGAAAAGGAUGCAGGAGAAAAUGAGAGCGCUGCUGCUGCCUGGACCUAAAGCCUUAGCCACGCAGACAGUGGUGGAUUUACAGUGCAAGCCAAAGGGAGAGGCAAUCUGGCAGUGGUUUUAGGGUCUGGGGGUACAUUAGUUUAGUGCCAUAUACUGGGAGGACAAAAAACAAACCGAUUUAGUAUUUUUAGACAAUAUUGCCUAACAAGGACUUUCCUAUUCCUUAAAAUCAUAUGCCACAUAAGGAGAAGACUGUUUAAAAUCCAUAUUUCAGCUGUCUUAAGGGCCAUGCGGUUUCCAUUAUAUUUAGCAGUGUGGUCAGGGUUUAGGUUUUAAUGCCCCACAAGUUUUCUCUGUGUCUACCUCAUCUUAGUGAUGGGGUCUGUGCUGCGAGGCUUGUGUGUAUGUAUACGCACGUGUAUGUACGUACUUGCACAUCAGUGUGUGUGUGUUUGCCGACUACGCGUGUGUGUCAACUGUAAAUGUGUGUGUUUGUGUGGUAGGAGUCUGUUCAUAUAGCAUAUACUCCGUAGUUACUGGAAGCUGGAGCCCCUAAAUUAGAGGGUGUGUUUAGCCAGAAAAUUGCAUCUAGAGGUUAUAUGGUUGUUAACCCCUUUUCUGCACUCACAGCAUUUACAGCGGCCGCUCCUUCGUUUCCUUUAUUAAUGCUUUACUGUUCGUCUUACGAAAACCCAAGCCACCAGUUGGGUACUCCAUAGCCACAUCAGAGGACACUACCCAGCUUUCUCCUCACCUCUAGCCAGCAGCGGCAGCUCUGAGGUGGGGUGGAGGAUGGCUAUGCAGUGCCAGUAGUUCUGGGAGUGCAUGAGAGAUAUAUACUGAGCCUGCAGAACGAGGAGGGAGAAUUCAGGGGCCAGCAGUCACUGGUCUAUUGCUAAAGUUCUUGUAAUUGUAUCACAAUGUGAUAGUGUUCUUCUAGAAUCUAUACACAGACCUUUAAUAAAACAGCUGUGGACCUGUAACUCUUAAGACACUGAACUCCUGAAGCUCUGGUUUAACUCUUCUCCAUCCUGUGUUCUUCAGUGGCUGAUGAUUCAUAUAUAUAUAUAUAUAUAAAUAUAUAUACAGUAUUAUAUAUGAAUAGUAGCAUGGUCUUUGGUCACUGAAUGUUCAAAACAAUGAUGGUUAUAAUAACAUGAUUCCACAAUAUUGUGAAAAAGAGUUCCAUUCUUCAGUAAUGUCAUUAUUCUCUUAGUUUGACAUCAAUGCUUACGGUGUGAGUCAGCGGUGUAAUUUCUUGAUUUGAUCAAAUCAUUUUUGACUCUUAUUUUUUUUUCCUAACUGGAAUGAGUGUUGAUAAUGUUUGUUGAGAUGAUAAACUGAAGUGUGUCAUGUUUAGACUGUGUUUGACGACAGUUACAACAUGUGUGUGUCCAUUGUGCUUCCUCUUCCCUGGCCCUCACAUGAUGGGUGCUAUUGACUCGUUGUAAAUAUGCUUGCAGGUCUUUUGGGUAUGUUGGUGUGUGUGUGUGUGUGUGUGUGUGUGUGUUCGAAAACAAGAAAAACAGCAACGGUGAUUGUGUGGAUGGAUUUAUUUCAUAAAUAAUUGAAAAAAUAAAGUUUGUAAACAAAA